UAUGUUGACCUGCUAGCUCAUUAUCAGGUUAAAGCUUUUCUUAGAGGUGACUCUCCACCAUAUUCAGCUGGCGAUCUAGAAGGAAUGACAUUUAUUGCGAACAUGCAUGUUAAAGUAGCUAGGAGGCUUCAUAGCAAUAGCUUGCGGUACUGGCUGUUGGAAUACUUGAGGCGACAACCAAAGGGGAGAAAGUACAGAGCACUGAUUCUGAAGUUUGUCAAGGAUCGUAUGGGAGCUCUGCUUUUGGUGGAGGUUGGGAUGCAAGUUACAACAACAAUUUCACGUGGGAAAGUGGGAGAUCAAGUCAGUGUUACUGUGGAAAUAGCUCAUCCACGUGAUGAUAUAUUAUCAGUCGGAGAGGUUGUAGAGGACACCGAGGAUUCAGAGUAAAUGCAUGUGACGAUAGCUUAUCAGAUAGAGAGGUUAUAGAGGACACCGAGGAUUCUGAGCAAAUGCUUGCAAAGCUCACUCGCACUUUGCAGUCUUGUGUUCCUCUGCCGUUUACCGCUGUUCAUUUUUGUGGCAGUGGUAUAGGCGAUUUAUUACCUUGGAAAAUGU
This is a messenger RNA of Zea mays, 558 nucleotides long. Its product is annotated as ribonuclease II, chloroplastic/mitochondrial. The record is from RefSeq and is a predicted model, not a curated record. The transcript is spliced from 3 exons. Bases 85 to 390 code for a protein of 101 amino acids. Lineage: Eukaryota; Viridiplantae; Streptophyta; Magnoliopsida; Poales; Poaceae.